CACUGCCGUAGUUGCAGUUUUCAUUGUGUUCCUUUCGCAGUAAAUAGAUGAUAUCGGUGCACAGUGCAUUUGUGUGUGAAGAUUUGUUAAUGUUCCUGAAAAUGUUUUUAGUUGGAUGCACAAAACAAGACUCACGCAUCCAACUCGCUGCUUAAAACUGUUGUUUUUGUAAUGUAUCUCAGGUGCCAGUUAUAAUUCUUUACUUAUGUGCAAUAUUUUUGUGAAUAAGACUACAUGUUACACAACUACAGCAUGAGAGUGUAAUGCUGGUUUACUUAUCUCCACUCCUGUCACAUCCGUCAAAAUCAAGCACUUUUCGAACAGGACUUAAAAAAAGGCUUUCAUAAUGAGCAGUCGGAGGAAGCGUGCUCCUCCAGUCAAGCUUGAUGAUGAAGCAAAGAAACAACACUGCUGGAACAUGCAUGAAGACCGGAAAUUUGAGGACUUUUCUUUAGUAGAGGAUGGAACAGUGCCUGGACCUAGCACAUCUUUCUCUCCUGUCAGUGGUAAACAUGAUCAGAGUGACCAAAAACAGAGCCCUGAACCUAAAUCAGAACCUCUGAAGUUUCCUCGAAAUAUAGAAGAACCAGAGGAGUCUACAAAUGUUUUGACCCCUUUGUGUGUUCAACUUAAUAUGGUUAUUUCUCCACCUCCUACAGAUGAUUCCUGGAAGAUAUUGCUUGGAGAGUUUAGUCUUCAUUUUCUUCCUGGUCAGGUUUUUAAUGGUGAUUUUCUUGGACGUUGUUUUACAAUGACUAAAGCAGAAUCGGUGUCUGCUCAGCUUUUGUUAUGUAUUCAUGAGAUAGAUGAGGAAACGGAUGAUGACGAAACAAAAGGAUCCAGUAACAAUUUUGAAGAAGUUUUAUUGGUGGAGUGUUCCCUUGGAGAUGAUUUAUUGGAAGAUCUUAGAUGGUUGCAAAAGAAGAAACUUAUUGCAUUGUGUCAAAGGCCAUCAAAACACCAAGAGCUUAUGGUUGGGAUCUACCUCUUGGAAUCAAUCGUGGCCAAGCCAGAUUUUCUUAGCGAAGGACAUGGAAGGAUGAAAAAAUCUUGUCUUCUGAUUCAAAGGCUGAUGGAAAAGUUCUAUAACUUUAUGAUUCCAGAUAUCGUUGAAGAAAACGAGGAGGAAGCAGACCAAGAACUUGAGAGGCAAAACAUUGAAGAACUUUAUGACUAUGUUAGACAAACCCACCAGCAAGAUGUCCAUGUCUUGCGGGAAGAUGUGCAGCACCCGGCUUUGAUUCCAGUUCUACGUCCAUAUCAGAAUGAAGCUGUUAACUGGAUGCUACAGAGAGAAAAUGUCCGAACUACCCUUUCUAAUGAGAAUACACUACACUUGUUGUGGCGAGAAGUAACUACUAUCGAUGGAGCCAAAAUUUACUAUAACCCUUUCACUGGAAGUAUAAUUCGGGAUUUCCCUUUAGCUGGCCAAGAAUGGCCUGGGGGGAUUUUGGCAGAUGAAAUGGGUCUUGGGAAAACAGUGGAAGUUCUGUGUCUCAUCCUUUGUCAUCCAAGAAAAGAUGUAAAAAAGAAUGUGCUGACAUUACCUGAGGGUAAAAUAGUGAACUACUUCAUUCCACCUCCUCCUAACGACGGCAAAAGGAAGAAAGAAAGAAAAAUCAUUGACGUCAAAAUAAAGGAAAGGAUGCAUUACCCUACUUUACGAGUGAUGAUACUGGCAGCCGUAAAGGAAAUGAGUGUGACGAAGGGGGCUUCCAUAGUGGCAAUCUUCAAAUAUAUCAGCUCUAUAUACCAAUACAAUGUUCAGAAAAAUCGACGGCUUCUUAAGAAGACCUUUGAGAAACUCAUCUUAGAGAAUAUAAUUGAGCAAGUCAAAGGUCAUGGACUAGCAGGUUCUUUCAAAUUAGGGAAAAAUUACAAGGAGGAAAAGUUUCAUGAUAAAUCACAAAAACUGAGAAUGAAAGUUGCAAAAAAGGUUCAGCAGAAGUCGUCGGAUCUUAACAAAUGUGAAAAUGAAGAACAUUCUGAGACUUCCCUUAAAGAAGAUAGAACUCCCAAUGAACAUGACUACUGUACACAAAUGAAGAACUUAAGUCCAGAAAAUCAACUGAAAAGUUGUCGCACAAGUAAACGGAUCCAAGAGAGGACUUUAGAACAAGAAAACUCUAGCAUGCAAGAUAAUUUAUCUGAUUCCCAAGAUUAUAGCACUAAUUUAACAGCUACAGAAACCAAGCAUGAAGGUGUUCAAGGUGAUAUAGAUUCUAAGGAUCCUGUUUGCCAGUCUAGCUCUGUCUUCCCCUUCAAUACCUCAGACUAUCGCUUUGAGUGCAUUUGUGGUGAGUUGGGACUUCUUGAUUACAAGGCCCGUGUACAGUGCCUUCAAUGUCAUCUCUGGCAGCACGCAGAAUGUGUGAACUAUAAGGAAGAGAACCUGGGUGUAACACCGUUCUAUUGUCCACAUUGCUUGGUGUCCAUGAAACCUGUUCCCACUGGAGCAACCCUCAUAAUUUCACCAAGCUCUAUCUGUCACCAGUGGGUAGACGAAAUCAAUCGGCACGUACGAUCAUCCUCACUGCAUGUUAUGGUUUAUCAAGGUGUGAAAAAGCAUGGCUUCCUGCAGCCUCAGAUGUUAGCGGAGCAAGACAUAGUCAUAACCACAUAUGAUGUUUUGAGGACGGAGCUUAAUUACGUAGAUAUUCCCCACAGUAACAGCGAAGAUGGACGCAGAUUUCGUAACCAAAAGCGAUAUAUGGCUAUACCAAGCCCCCUGGUUGCUGUUGAGUGGUGGAGAAUUUGCUUGGAUGAAGCCCAAAUGGUUGAGUGCACAACAGCCAAGGCUGCAGAAAUGGCACUGCGUCUCAGCGGGGUAAAUCGAUGGUGUGUGAGUGGUACUCCAGUACAGCGGGGACUAGAAGAUUUAUUUGGAUUAGUUUUGUUCCUUGGAGUUGAUCCCUACUGGGUUAAACACUGGUGGGACCAGAUUCUUUAUAAACCGUACUGCAGAAAGGAUCCACUUCCAUUGUAUCGCCUAAUAGCCAAAAUAAUGUGGAGGUCUGCAAAAAAAGAUGUCAUUGAUCAGAUUCAGAUCCCACCACAAACAGAAGAAGUUCAUUGGCUUCACUUCUCUCCCGUGGAAAGGCACUUCUACCAUAGACAGCAUGAGGUUUGCUGCCAGGAUGCACUGGCAAAGCUGCGCAAGAUAUCAGAUUGGUCUCUCAAGCUAAGCAGCUUGGACAGGCGAACAGUCUCCUCCAUCCUGUAUCCUCUACUGAGGCUGAGGCAGGCCUGUUGCCAUCCGCAGGCUGUACGAGGCGAGUUUCUACCGCUACAGAAGAGCACAAUGACUAUGGAAGAAUUGCUGACUUCACUUCAGAAGAAAUGUCGCACUGAGUGUGAAGAAGCUCACCGGUUGCUUGUUUGUGCUCUCAAUGGUCUUGCCGGAAUACACAUAAUUAAAGGUGAAUACCCAGAAGCAGUGGAGAUGUACAGAGAAGUACUGAGAUCAUCAGAGGAACAUAAAGAAAAGCUAAAAACAGACUCCUUACAAAGGCUACAUUCCACACACAACCUAAUGGAGCUUCUCUCUGCAAAGCAUCCAGGAAUUCCUCCAACAUUACGUGAUGACAAACUGGAAGAUGAAGCUAAACAACUUCAGCAACAUUAUAUGAGCAAAUCAAAUGCCGAAGUCACCGAAGCUCACCAGGCCUUACAGCCAGUGUUACAGACUUUAAAGGAGCUACAACGAAAGGUCCAUUUUUCAUCUCCAUGGUGGCUAGAUGUGAUCCAGAGUGCAAUCCAGUAUGCCAUUGAUGAGGAACUUGUCCAGCGUGUGCACAAUGAAAUUACCAGCAGUUAUAAGCAGCAAACAAACAAGCUCUCCAUGGCAGAUAAAUUCCGGGAUUGCAGGGGCCUUCAGUAUGUACUUACUACACAGAUGGAAGAACUGAAGAAAUGUCAGAAACUUGUAAGAGAGGCUGUAAAGCAUUUGGAAGGACCUCCAUCCCAAGAAACUAUUCAGACUGCAACUAUUUGCCACCUCCGCCCUGCUCGUCUUCCACUUAAUAACUGUGUUUUCUGCAAAGCGGAUGAAUUGUUCACAGAUUAUGAGUCAAAGCUCUUCUCCCACACUGUUAAAGGCCAGACUGCUAUAUUUGAAGAAAUGAUUGAGGAUGAAGAAGGUCUUGUGGAUGACCGUUUGCCAACAACAAGCCGAGGUCUUUGGGCUGCUAGUGAGAUGGAGCGUUCCCUUAAAGCCAUUCUAGCAUUUGCUAGAACACAUCGCAUGGAUGCUAAGGUCAUUGAUGAAGGUGCCAUUUUCUUGGAACUGUUUGACGCAUGGAAAAAAGAAUAUAAGUUACUUCAUGAGUACUGGAUGGUGCUUAGAGACCACGUAUCUGCGAUUGAUGAACUUGCUAUGGCAACAGAGCGGCUCAGAGUUAGACUUCCUGAUGAGCCAAAGCCCAACCCACCCGUGCUUCAUAUUAUUGAACCGCAUGAGGUGGAACAAAACCGUGUGAAGCUACUAAAUGACAAAGCAGUCGCCAAGUCACAGUUACAAAAGAAGCUAGGGCAGCUCCUCUAUCUUACAAAUUUGGAAAAGUCUCAGGAUAAAACUUCGGAUGGAGUAAAUCCAGAACCUUGCCCAAUAUGUGCUCGGGAUCUUGGAAAGCAGUGGGCUGUACUGACUUGCGGACAUUGCUUUUGUAAUGAAUGUGUAGCCAUCAUUAUAGAACAGUACAGUGUAGGCACGCGCAGAAGUGCUAUCAAAUGUGCUAUCUGUAGGCAGACCACAUCACAUAAAGAGAUCUCCUAUGUCUUCACCUCUGAAGCAGCAAACCAGGAAAAGGAUAUUCCUGUAAAGGUAAGUUACAUUUUAGUUCCUAAAUCAAGUCUAUUUAAUGUGUUCUCAUAA
Molecule: messenger RNA, 4873 nt
Organism: Bombina bombina (fire-bellied toad)
Lineage: Eukaryota; Metazoa; Chordata; Amphibia; Anura; Bombinatoridae
Gene: SHPRH
Product: SNF2 histone linker PHD RING helicase
Exons: 25
Coding region: 347-4873 (1508 amino acids)
Biological process (GO): nucleosome assembly; protein polyubiquitination; DNA damage response
Cellular component (GO): nucleosome; nucleus
Molecular function (GO): ubiquitin protein ligase activity; DNA binding; ATP binding
Source: RefSeq, a predicted model, not a curated record